Penaeus indicus is the source of this 537-nucleotide messenger RNA. RefSeq lists its product as uncharacterized. The record is from RefSeq and is a predicted model, not a curated record. NCBI's taxonomy places the organism in Eukaryota, Metazoa, Arthropoda, Malacostraca, Decapoda, Penaeidae. Bases 62 to 298 code for a protein of 78 amino acids. The transcript has 2 exons.
GUACAUAGAGUGUCCUGCCUUGGCUCAGAGCUGAUUCUCUCUUGCUUGCAAAACACUGAACAUGAAGCUGUUGUCGAUGGUUCUGGCCCUGUUUGUGGCCCUUGCAGGAUUGAUGACCCUGACCAGUGCCAUGCCUGAGGCUGUCCCUAACCCCGUGGCUGACCCAGAUCCCUUCAAAUUCAAGGGCGGCGGUGGAUUUUACAAAGGAGGGUAUGGAGGCUACAGGAGGUUUGGCUACGGAGGCUUCAGGCGGGGCUACGGAGGCUACGGAGGUUUCGGCAAGAAGCAUUUCGGCUAAAGCCUCUGUUGUCUCGGUUGCCUCAUAAUCGGGCUUUCCCUGCAGAAGACACUAAAAACUGAAAUUCAUAUCGACUGUGUCUUUGAUCCGGAAAAUAAAUCAUACAAACUGAUGGGUGAAAUCAAUAUUCUUUAAGUUAGACCACCGUAGAAAAUUUGGUGGCUACGAAGGUUUCGGCAAGAAUUUCAGGUAAAGCUUCUGUCUCGGUUGCCUGGUAAUCGGCCUUUCUCCUGCAGACA